AUGACCGAGACUGCGCCCUUGCCUAACGGUAAUGGGAGCAUCAACAGGCCGAUUCGAAGAGAGGUGGAUGAGGAGGAAGAAGAGAACAUCUUUCUGUUUUACCCCAAUCUGAUUGGCUACUCGCGCGUUAUCCUCGCCGUCGCAUCCCUCUACUACAUGCCCCUCCACCCGCGCACCUGCUCCCUCCUCUACUCGAUAUCCUGCCUGCUAGAUGCGCUCGACGGGUUCGCCGCACGGCGAUUCGAGCAGUCGACCAAGUUUGGUGCCGUCUUGGACAUGGUGACGGAUCGGUGCACGACAGCAUGCUUGCUCGUAUUCCUGGCUUCGGCCUUCCCCCGGUGGAGCAUCGUUUUCCAAGGCUUGAUCAGCCUGGAUCUGGCGAGCCACUACAUGCACAUGUACGCGACGUUGAGUAUGGGCGGGAGCGGACAGAGCCAUAAGAAGGUCGACGAGAGCCGGAGCUGGGUGCUGAAGAUGUACUACUCCAAUAAUAAAGUCCUCUUCACCUUCUGCGCCCUCAACGAGCUCUUCUUCAUCGCCCUGUACCUCCUCUCCUUCUCCUCGCCUUAUCUCUCCCCCACCCUCCUCAAAGAUAGCCAAGAGCCCUCCUCGCUCCAACCGGGAUCCCCCGCCGCCCCCAAACCAUCGCUUCUCUUCACAAGCCCCUGGUCCGCCGGAGCUAUGGAAAUGGCACGAGCAAACAAGAUGGACUCGACCGUCCCCUGGAUCCUCGCCGUCAUCUCCUUCCCCGUCAUGUUCGGUAAACAAAUCAUCAACGUCGUCCAGCUCGUCAAGGCCAGCAAGUGGCUCGCCGAGGGCGACAGGCUCGAGAGGCGGAAGCAGGGUCUCCCAAGGAAACGGGCCAGCCAAUCGAAGAAGAAGCUAUAA
Messenger RNA from Westerdykella ornata, 888 nucleotides. RefSeq lists its product as uncharacterized. Gene Ontology annotation, molecular function: CDP-diacylglycerol-inositol 3-phosphatidyltransferase activity. Lineage: Eukaryota; Fungi; Ascomycota; Dothideomycetes; Pleosporales; Sporormiaceae. Gene Ontology annotation, biological process: phosphatidylinositol biosynthetic process. The transcript has 4 exons. Bases 1 to 888 code for a protein of 295 amino acids. Gene Ontology annotation, cellular component: membrane; Golgi apparatus. The record is from RefSeq and is a predicted model, not a curated record.